This is a messenger RNA of Melanaphis sacchari, 630 nucleotides long. RefSeq lists its product as uncharacterized. Bases 13 to 630 code for a protein of 205 amino acids. The transcript has 3 exons. The record is from RefSeq and is a predicted model, not a curated record. NCBI's taxonomy places the organism in Eukaryota, Metazoa, Arthropoda, Insecta, Hemiptera, Aphididae.
UUUAAUGGCCACAUGCAUACGAAACAUUACAGUACGUUAAUAUAUAAUGUUUGGAGGUACUUUAAAGCGUCAAGUCUCAAGUAUCCUAGUAAAUUAAAAGCAUUAAAAGAAAAUUCUACUAAGAUACCAAUAAUUGAUAAAGCACAUACUCAUCCUCCAAACACGCAUGAAGUGAAAGUCUAUAAAUGCUUAGCACGAAUGAAAUAUAAGACAGCAACUACGUCAACAAAUCUAAUUGAGAUUUACUGUGAAGAACUUGGAAGCUUGAAUAAUGAAACUCGAGCUAAGAUGCAACUAGAAACAAUUACUAAAAGAACUUUUCGAAAUCAACGAUCAAAAAAUAAUUUAAAAGAACCUAGACAUUUAGAUGACUGUAUAAUCAAAGGUAACUGGGCACUCACAAAUGAUGGACUUAUAUUAUUACUAAAAGAUAGUAUAGAAGAUCGAUUUGAAGACAAAGUUAUCAAUGUUAUCAUAUUCUCCACUGAUGAAGGGUUAAAACAUCUCACCGAAGCGGAAACAUGGAUAUUCGAUGAGGACGUGAUACCCGUAUGUGUUGUCUCCGUCUUACAAGUGAAUAACAUGGCAAAUUUUACGCAAAGCAAAUCACGUUUUGCUCCAUUAGUUUAA